AUGGCUGUGUGUUUCUCCCCAGGUUUUUCUGGAGAUGACAGCAACAACUCAGUCCAAGUCAAAGAAAGGGUAAUAUCACAAGAUGAAGUCCUAUGGAUUGUUUACCUGAUUCAGUUUAUAACUGGUGUCCUGGGGAACAGUUUCCUUUUUUGUAUAUAUACUUUUAAUUAUACAACUGGCUACAGGAAAAGAUCCAUAGAUCCAAUACUCAUCUAUUUGGCCUUUACCAAUACCAUGUUGCUUCUGUUCAGGGGAAUCCCUGAAAUGAUAAGGGUUUGGAAAUGGCAAUAUUUUCUGAAUGACAUUGGGUGCAAACUCAUAACUUACCUACAAACAGCAUGUAGGGGCCUUUCUCUCUCUAGCACUAGCCUCCUGAGUGUCUUUCAGGCCAUUACUAUCAGUCCCAGCAGCCUCUUUUGGGCUGAGAUCAAAGCUAGAGCUCCAAAGUGGGUCUUGCCAUGCUGUCUUACCUGUUGGAUCUUCAAUCUGAUGAUAGAUGUGUUUGUACCUGUCUAUGUGACGAGUUCACAUAAUAGAACAAUCAAAGGAAGCAUAAACAUGGGGUUUUGCUCUCUAGACAUAAAUGCCAUUCGUCCUUUAAAAACUGUAAUCUGGAAGUCUCUGUAUGAUUUUAUAUUUGUGGGUAUCAUGCUUUGUAGUAGCAUCUACAUGGUCAUUCUCCUAUAUAGCCACCACCAGCAAGUCAAGCACAUUCACCAUACCAGUCUUGGCUCCAGGCCCUCCCCUGAGAUUCAAGCCACCAAAUCCAUUCUGCUGUUAGUGAGCACUUUUGUCUGCUUUAGCACAGUCAGUGGACCUUUUAUUAUUACUAUGGAAAGUUCUGAAGGAAGCAUUUCCUGGCCUUAUUAUAUCUCUGCCUUUAUGUCAGUGUCUUUUCAAACAAUCAGCCCCUUUGUGUUGCUAAGCAGUGACACUCAGAUGCUCAGGUCCUCUUGUGUUUUCUAA
Dromiciops gliroides (monito del monte) is the source of this 966-nucleotide messenger RNA. Its product is annotated as vomeronasal type-1 receptor 4-like. Gene Ontology annotation, cellular component: membrane. Gene Ontology annotation, molecular function: pheromone receptor activity. Bases 1 to 966 code for a protein of 321 amino acids. The transcript has a single exon. NCBI's taxonomy places the organism in Eukaryota, Metazoa, Chordata, Mammalia, Microbiotheria, Microbiotheriidae. The record is from RefSeq and is a predicted model, not a curated record. Gene Ontology annotation, biological process: G protein-coupled receptor signaling pathway.